Molecule: messenger RNA, 5912 nt
Organism: Onychostoma macrolepis
Lineage: Eukaryota; Metazoa; Chordata; Actinopteri; Cypriniformes; Cyprinidae
Gene: ighd
Product: immunoglobulin heavy constant delta
Source: RefSeq, a predicted model, not a curated record
GCGUUUUAAAUAUAGCCUAAUAGGAACUAAAUGUACAGACCGCUUGUCCGUUUUGCAAGAAAGAAACUUAGACUGAAUUAAAAGGAUAACUAGUCGAUUUUGUGGCUUAGGAUAAUAAAUAAAAGUGACUUGUCAUACGAGCGUAAUACGUAAUAGCUAUUUUUGUACAAUAUCCAUGGGUAAAACUGUCAGUGUGACUAUGCUUUUGACUACUGGGGGAAAGGAACCAUGGUCACUGUCUCGUCAGCUCAACCAUCUCCACCAAAGUCAAUCUUCACCAUGUCUCAGUGCUCUUCUGAUUCUGAUGGAUUCGUCACCGUUGGCUGCUUGGCAAGAGGUUUCUCACCUGCGGACUCACUUACUUUCAAAUGGAAAGAUACUAAGAAAGAAUUGAGUGAAUUUGUGCAGUAUCCAGCAUUCGGGCGGGAUGGAGACUAUACCAAAAUCAGCCAUAUGCGUAUCAGAAAAAGCGACUGGGGUCCUCAAAACCCUUACACAUGUCAAGCUACAAAUUCUAAAGGCUCAGUAGAGGCUAAAGUUCAAGCAAUACGUGUCUCUAAGCCUACUAUUACUCUGCUGAGUAGAGAGGACGGUGGCAGGAUUGUGUUGGAGUGCCAGUUGAGUGAUUAUUUCCCAGACAAACUUACUGUACAAUGGCUUGAGGGUGAUAAAUCUGUCGAAGGUCAAAUUGAUAAAAAGUUUCAGAACACUGAUAAAGGCGAGAAAAACUACACUUACAUAAGUCAGCUAUCUAUCAGUGCCCCAUAUGUAGACAAAAAGUACACUUGUAAAGCCACCCACAACUCUGAAGAGAUCAAGACAGAAUAUAACACGUGCAAAGCAAAGUCUUUGUCCAAACCUUCAGUCCAAAUAAAGAAAUCUCAUCUCAGAGACAUUAUACAGGAGAAUAAGGUCACAAUUUCCUGUGUUGUUGAAGCACCAGACAACACUAAAGUGUCAUGGUUAACAGACAGUGUAAGUAAAAGAGCCACCGAAGAAGUCAAAGACCUGUCCAAUAACAUUGUGAGCAACUUGACUUUGUCCAGAAAUGAUUGGUUGACCCUUAAGUCUGUUGUUUGUUCUGCUAAACAUCCAUGUUUCCCAGAAGAGAAGGUUGAAAUUCAAACUGAUGAUAUAAAGACAGAUCCUGUAGUCGUGAUCAGGAGGCCUUUCGUGAAAUCAAUGCAGACAGCCAGUGCUGUGCUGGAGUGUGUUGUAAAUGGUCUCCCCUCUGGUGAGGUCUGCAUCAUCUUCCAGGCUAAUAAUGUUGAUAUCUCAGAAUUAAGUUGUGUGGAUUGGGCCCCGUCCGAAAACAUUUGGUCCUUGACCACACAUUUCACAAUACCUAGAGAGCACCAGAGGAAUGGAAACACUUUUACCUGUAAAGUUCAUUGGUCCUUCAAAUCCUGGACAUCCAAACCUACUGGAAACAUUUUUGGCGAUCCUACCAUGGAGCUUGCUGUUGUUCCCAGUGUGGGUCGAUCUAGUUCAGACUCACAGAAGCUGCUGUGCUCUGCGACAGGAUUCAACCCAAAAAUCAAGUGGCUUUCAGAAUCUAUGGAGAAAACUGGCAGAGCUUUAGACCCUACAAUGAUGGAAGAUGGACGUGUGAAAGUGUACAGUGAGAUAUCGGUGCCACAGCAAGAGUGGAAUCAAGGGUUCACUUACACCUGUCACACUGAUAACGGACACAGUGGGGAAACUGCUGAGAAAAGCACCAGUAUUUGCACAGCACAAUCAUUGUCCAAACCUUCAGUCCAAAUAAAGAGAUCUCAUCUCAGAGACGUUAUACAGGAGAAUAAGGUCACAAUUUCCUGUGUUGUUGAAGCACCAGACAACACUAAAGUGUCAUGGUUAACAGACAGUGUAAGUAAAAGAGCCACCAAAGAAGUCAAAGACCUGUCCAAUAACAUUGUGAGCAACUUGACUUUGUCCAGAAAUGAUUGGUUGACCCUUAAGUCUGUUGUUUGUUCUGCUAAACAUCCAUGUUUCCCAGAAGAGAAGGUUGAAAUUCAAACUGAUGAUAUAAAGACAGAUCCUGUAGUCGUGAUCAGGAGGCCUUUCGUGAAAUCAAUGCAGACAGCCAGUGCUGUGCUGGAGUGUGUUGUAAAUGGUCUCCCCUCUGGUGAGGUCUGCAUCAUCUUCCAGGCUAAUAAUGUUGAUAUCUCAGAAUUAAGUUGUGUGGUGGGCCCGUCCGAAAACAUUUGGUCCUUGACCACACAUUUCACAAUACCUAGAGAGCACCAGAGGAAUGGAAACACUUUUACCUGUAAAGUUCAUUGGUCCUUCAAAUCCUGGACAUCCAAACCUACUGGAAACAUUUUUGGCGAUCCUACCAUGGAGCUUGCUGUUCCCAGUGUGGGUCGAUCUAGUUCAGACUCACAGAAGCUGCUGUGCUCUGCGACAGGAUUCAACCCAAAAAUCAAGUGGCUUUCAGAAUCUAUGGAGAAACCUGGCAGCGAUUUAGACCCUACAAUGAUGGAAGAUGGACGUGUGAAAGUGUACAGUGAGAUAUCGGUGCCACAGCAAGAGUGGAAUCAAGGGUUCACUUACACCUGUCACACUGAUAACGGACACAGUGGGGAAACUGCUAAGAAAAGCACCAGUAUUUGCACAGCACAAUCAUUGUCCAAACCUUCAGUCCAAAUAAAGAAAUCUCAUCUCAGAGACAUUAUACAGGAGAAUAAGGUCACAAUUUCCUGUGUUGUUGAAGCACCAGACAACACUAAAGUGUCAUGGUUAACAGACAGUGUAAGUGAAAGUGCCAUCAAAGAAGUCAAAGACCUGUCCAAUAACACUGUGAGCAACUUGACUUUGUCCAGAAAUGAUUGGUUGACCCUUAAGUCUGUUGUUUGUUCUGCUAAACAUCCAUGUUUCCCAGAAGAGAAGGUUGAAAUUCAAACUGAUGAUAUAAAGAAAGAUCCUGUAGUCGUGAUCAGGAGGCCUUUCGUGAAAUCAAUGCAGACAGCCAGUGCUGUGCUGGAGUGUGUUGUAAAUGGUCUCCCCUCUGGUGAGGUCUGCAUCAUCUUCCAGGCUAAUAAUGUUGAUAUCUCAGAAUUAAGUUGUGUGGAUUGGGCCCCGUCCGAAAACAUUUGGUCCUUGACCACACAUUUCACAAUACCUAGAGAGCACCAGAGGAAUGGAAACACUUUUACCUGUAAAGUUCAUUGGUCCUUCAAAUCCUGGACAUCCACACCUACUGGAAACAUUUUUGGCGAUCCUACCAUGGAGCUUGUUGUUCCCAGUGUGGGUCGAUCUAGUUCAGACUCACAGAAGCUGCUGUGCUCUGCGACAGGAUUCAACCCAAAAAUCAAGUGGCUUUCAGAAUCUAUGGAGAAAACUGGCAGAGCUUUAGACCCUACAAUGAUGGAAGAUGGACGUGUGAAAGUGUACAGUGAGAUAUCGGUGCCACAGCAAGAGUGGAAUCAAGGGUUCACUUACACCUGUCACACUGAUAACGGACACAGUGGGGAAACUGCUAAGAAAAACACCAGUAUUUGCACAGCACAAUCAUUGUCCAAACCUUCAGUCCAAAUAAAGAAAUCUCAUCUCAGAGACGUUAUACAGGAGAAUAAGGUCACAAUUUCCUGUGUUGUUGAAGCACCAGACAACACUGAAGUGUCAUGGUUAACAGACAGUGUAAGUAAAAGAGCCACCAAAGAAGUCAAAGACCUGUCCAAUAACAUUGUGAGCAACUUGACUUUGUCCAGAAAUGAUUGGUUGACCCUUAAGUCUGUUGUUUGUUCCGCUAAACAUCCAUGUUUCCCAGAAGAGAAGGUUGAAAUUCAAACUGAUGAUAUAAAGACAGAUCCUGUAGUCGUGAUCAGGAGGCCUUUCGUGAAAUCAAUGCAGACAGCCAGUGCUGUGCUGGAGUGUGUUGUAAAUGGUCUCCCCUCUGGUGAGGUCUGCAUCAUCUUCCAGGCUAAUAAUGUUGAUAUCUCAGAAUUAAGUUGUGUGGAUUGGGCCCCGUCCGAAAACAUUUGGUCCUUGACCACACAUUUCACAAUACCUAGAGAGCACCAGAGGAAUGGAAACACUUUUACCUGUAAAGUUCAUUGGUCCUUCAAAUCCUGGACAUCCACACCUACUGGAAACAUUUUUGGCGAUCCUACCAUGGAGCUUGUUGUUCCCAGUGUGGGUCGAUCUAGUUCAGACUCACAGAAGCUGCUGUGCUCUGCGACAGGAUUCAACCCAAAAAUCAAGUGGCUUUCAGAAUCUAUGGAGAAAACUGGCAGAGCUUUAGACCCUACAAUGAUGGAAGAUGGACGUGUGAAAGCGUACAGUGAGAUAUCGGUGCCACAGCAAGAGUGGAAUCAAGGGUUCACUUACACCUGUCACACUGAUAACGGACACAGUGGGGAAACUGCUAAGAAAAGCACCAGUAUUUGCACAGUGAUUGCACCGUCCAGUCAGCGGGCAGAGGUCUACUUGGUGGGUCCAUCCCUCAUUAGUGUGAGAUCUGACACCUCUGUGAAUUUGAAAUGUGUGGUUGUUGGUCAGAGUAUUAAGUUAUUCUCCAUUCAAUGGAAAGGGAAUGGUAUCGUCCCCAAUCCAAAUGGCUAUGAACAAGAGCCUAGAGUUCAUGACAAUGGGACUCAAAGCAAAGAAGCUAUUUUGAAGGUUUUAGUUUCAGAUUGGAAUGCAUACGAUCUCUUUACCUGUGAGGUUAAGCAUCUGUGCUCAAAUUAUACACAGCAGAAGAGCAUCUCAAAAACCCGAGAUCCCAAACAACCCACUGUGAGAAUCCUCAGACCCUCAGACAGUGAUCUCUCUGGACUCCAAAAUGCCAACCUUCUUUGCUUGAUCACUGGUUUCUUCCCAUCUGAUAUCUCUGUGCAGUGGCUACUAAAUGGGACACAACUAGAUGUGUCUCAGUUCACUAACACUCCUGUGGCUGCUCACACUUCAGGAGGGUUUGCAAUGCAUAGUGCCCUAAUGCUGCCUGCAUCAGAGUGGAAGGAUGGCACGUUCUCGUGUGUUGUUUCUCAUGAGUCAUCCCAAACUCCAAUCACCGCCACUAUAGAGAACUUGUAUGCCUCGUUGAUUCGCUCUGCUCCAUCUGUAGAGCUGCUGCAGGGUACUAACACUGUGCCUGAGCUAGUGUGCCUGGUAUUUGGUUUCAGCCCACCUGCCAUCAACAUCACCUGGUGGCUAGGUAAGAAAGAGGUGUCUGCUCACAGGAUCACUAACCUUGCAAGAGGCCCUGAUGGAAAAUUUAGCAUCCGAAGUCACCUGGAUCUCCAACCUUCAGACUGGACACCUGGUGAGGUGUACACAUGCGAGGUUACUCAUGUUACUGGUAUCCUGUCACCUAACGUCUCAACGAAAACAGCAUUAUCUGAAGAGGCUAUAUUUAUGAAUGAGAACAAACCUGAAGCUAUUGCACAGGAUACAGUUGAAGAGGCCUGGAAUAUGGCCUGUGCCUUCCUCAUCCUCUUCCUCCUCUCUCUUCUCUAUGGGUGCACAGUGACUUUGGUCAAAGUCAAGCCUACAUGAGCAAUAUUUUGAGUGUGUUUAUGUUUUCUAGAUUCCUUUGCUUCUUUGUUGUUGUUUUGUUUAUGUCUUUUAAUUUACAUUACUUAGCAAAAAUGAUAUGGUAAAUAUCAGCUUUUGGCCUUGUGGCCAUUUAAAUAUGAAUAAAUAAAUGGUUUUAACACACCUUUUGUUAUUAUAUUAGCAAUGCACGUAAACAUGCAGAUUUGUCAUUUUGUCAUUUUAAAAAAAAAUUAUGCCUAAAUGUUAUCUCAAAUUGUUUUUGUUUUUGAAUGAAAUAGGCAACUCUUUUGUCUUGUUAUGGCUAAUUUCACAGCCAGAAUUUUAGUUAGGCCUUUGUUGAAAUAAUUUUUUUUUUUUGAAUAAUUUGACAAAAUUACAGCUUAAAUAUAAAUUAUACACAAUAAAAACAUUGGAAA